AUGGUAGCUACUACACAGGUCAAGAGAAAGAGAUCAGGUUCUGUCUCGGGCCAAGGUUCUAAGCCAACCAUCUCCAAGGAUGUGUUGAUUAAUGUCUUGAUGAAAAACGGGAAUCCAAUCACAUCUGAAAGCGAUCAGGAGACCCAAGAACAAUAUAGUGAGAAUGAGAAGUCAGACACUAUAUAUGAGGAAGAUGAAGAAAGUGAAGAUGAUGAGAAUGAGAAUGAUGGUGAUGAGAAAGAAGCCGAUGCUCACAAAUCCAAGAAACAGAAAACUAAUAUGAACGCAAAGGAUAUACAGAUAGCGAGAGAAACCGCAGAGUUAUUCAGAUCAAAUAUUUUCAAGUUACAAAUAGAUGAGCUUGUCAAGGAGGUGAAACUCAACGAGUCCAAAAUCAAAGGCGUUGAAAAAUUUUUGCACAAAUUGUACGACGCCAUUCAAGACAUCAAAGAAACUGAUAAACUCGGGCUUGACAAAAUCAAUGCAAUCUUCUCCAAAACUACUAAACAUCCAAAAUUUCAAAGAAUAAACGUGCCAUUUGCUGACCCAAAACCUGUUAAUAUUAAUUAUAAGUUACAGUACUUGAAACCAAAAGAUAUUUCCCUUGUCGGGUCGUUUGGUCUCAAAAAUGGUAUCCAAUUACCAUUCAACAAUAUCGUUGACUUGAAUGUCACAAUGCCAAAUGAAUUAUUUGAAAAGAAGGACUAUUUGAACUACAGGGCGUUCCAUAAAAGAUCAUUCUAUUUGGCUUAUAUCACUAGAGAAUUAUUGAACUCUGUGGGUACUAACUUGAGUUUCUUGAAAUUCCACUAUGAAUACGUUAAUAAUGAUAUGUUGACUCCUUCUUUGAGAAUCGAUUGUGUUGCCAAUGACGUCGAUAAUGAACUCAACUUCCAUAAAUCGAAAUUUUCCAUACGACUUAUUGCCUCCUUCCCAUUUGAUGCCUUUGAUUUUAAGAAACUUCUUCCUGAUAAAAACAAUAUAAGAAUCCAGCUACCUAAUGAAGAAGAUGAUCAACUACCACCAACUCCUAUUUAUAACGCUUCUUUAAUCACCAAUUCCACCUAUGAUCAUUAUUUGAAACUUCUAUAUAAAACUAAGAAACAGGUUGAAAAUUUCCAUGAUGCCUGUGUUCUCGGGCGUCUUUGGCUCUUACAACGUGGGUUCAAGUCAGGUUCAUUUAGCCAUGGAGGUUUUGGUCAUUUCGAAUUCGCAGUUCUUAUGGCGCUUCUUUUGAAAGGUGGUGGCUUGGACGGUAACAAGAUCUUACUCUCAGGAUUCUCAUCGUAUCAGUUGUUCAAGGGUACCGUCAAAUAUUUGGCGACUGUUGAUAUUGCUGAACAUGGUUACUUGUCUUUCCAUUCCAACGAAUCUAUCGCUAAUCAUGUUAAAUACAGUACCGACGGUUUCCACGUCCCAGCAAUCUUUGACAAAACAACCAAGCUUAACAUUCUUUGGAAAAUGUCGAUUGCUUCUUACCAAUUAAUCAAGCAUGAGGCCCAAAUCACUUUAAAUUUACUAAACAAUGACACCAAGGAUACAUUUGACGCAAUUUUCCUCAAGAAAAACGACAUUCCAUAUCUUAAGUACGAUUUGAACAUUGAACUACCAAUACCUGCCCCAAAACACUCUAAGGAUGAGAAGAUCAGUGCAGAUAAUGGAACUAUUGAGUUUAAUGCCGGUGAAAAAAUCACAUUUAUCAGCUACGAGAAUUUCAUAAAGAAUAGAUUGUACACUAUCUUGAAAACUGGGCUUCAAGAUAAACUCAAGAAUUUAUCUAUAAAGAUUGUUGAUCAUUCGGUUAAAGAUUAUAAACAAGUCUCUGGGGUUCAAACUACCGUUCAUAAAAGAAAGCAUGAGCUUAACCUUAGUACUUCCAAAAUUCAUAUUGGUUUGAUUCUUAACCAACAAGAGUCAGAAAAACUUGUCAUUAGAGGUCCGCCAAAUAGUGACACCGAGGCAGGAGAGGAAUUUGAUCAAUUUUGGGGCGAAAAAGCAUCUCUCAGAAAGUUCAAGGAUAGUUCAAUUCAUCAUUGUGUAAUCUGGGAAGCUUCUGCUCAUGAACCGACUGUUUUUAGUGUGGUGAAAUAUUUGUUCAGCUUGCAUUUGGAUUACUUUGUUUCUAGCAAGGUUCAAACUACUUGCGGAUAUUUCCAAUCGAAAAUUCCCUUGCCAACCUUGCCUUCAGCAACUAAGACAUCUGUCGUCAAUGUCAAUAGUUACAAUAAUCUCAAAACUAGUUUUGAGAAUUUUUAUAAAGUGUUGAUGAAUUUGAAUGACAAACUUCCUCUUAAGAUCAAGACUUUACUUCCAAAUGGUUCUGCUUUCCGUUAUACUUCCGUAUUGGCCCCUGUGCCUUUUGCAGUUUCUAACCCGGAGUUCUUUCAAGAUGUGGUUCUCGAGUUUGAAUCUUCUAAGAAUUGGCCAGAUCAAAUCCAAGCCCUUGAAAAUACCAAGACUGCCUUCUUGCUCAAGAUUUAUGAUCUUCUUAAAGAAUCAAAAUCCAGUGAACACUAUCAUGUGUUUAUUGAACGCGAUGAUAUUUCAGUUCCUUAUAAUCAUGAUAUCACUACUUUGAAUGUAAUUACUCCAGAAGGGUUUGGGUUCCGUGUCAGAGUUCUUACUGAACGUGAUGAAGUGUUGUAUCUCCGUGCCAAUUCCAAUGUUUCCAAAGAUAAGAGAAGUGUGUUGGAGGAAGUCUAUCUCAAAUUCAAUCAAAAAUAUAUUGGUUCAAUAAAGCAUACCAGAUCUGUUUCUACAUUGGCCCAUCAUUUCCUUUAUCUUUCUCCGGUGAUUAGAUUGUUCAAACGUUGGUUAGAUGAUCAAUUAUUGUUAUCACAUCUCAACGAUGAGCUUGUGGAACUUAUUGCGUUGAAAGUGUUUGUUGAUAGUGAGUCAUGGCUUCCACCAUCGAGUGCUCAAAGUGGGUUCUUAAGAAUCCUUCAAUUUUUGGCCACUUGGAAUUGGAAAGAAGUUCCAUUGGUGUUAGACUUAACUAAAAAAUUAGAUAAAGAAUUAGAAGGCAGUGAAUAUGAGUUUCUCAAUACUUUGCACAAUGACACUGGUGCCGAUUUUGCGAAAUUGAGCGACAAAAUGUCGUUGCCACUUCAUCAUACUCUUGUUUCCAAUUUUGAGAAAGUUCGUGGUUCCGAUCCUCAAGGCAUGCGUACCCAAUACUUUAUUGGUACUAAAGAUGAUCAAUCUGGUAUUCUUUGGGGUAGUCAUGUACAUUUGCCAAUUGCCACGCGUCUUACUGUCCUUGCUCGUAUUGCGAUAUCAUUAAUGGAGACCCAAGGUAUUAAUGAAAAAACUGUGGAUAUGUUAUUCAAACCGGCGCUUGACGAUUAUGAUUUUGUCAUCCGUACUAAAGGCCCAGAAUCCUCAUCGAUUCGGGAGUUCAGUGGGAUCCAUUCUGCUUCUGCUUAUAAAAACUUGAGUUCUUUGCAAAGUCAUUUCAAUAGUUCUGGAGGUUUGAUUGAGGAUGCGCUCGUGAUGAAACUUGAUCCAAUGACCGAGUUGAUGCGCCAAUUAAAUGACAGGUACGGUAAUAUCAUACUUUUCUCUAGUCAUGAAAUUAGUGGGCUUCACAACAAGGGAGAAAAUGUCAUCACUGGGAUUUUCUACCCAAAUGCCAUUGGUGUCAAAUCAUUUAAGGUCAAUAUGGGGUACAAUUGUCAACCGGUUGAUGGGAAAGAAAACGAUGUUGUGAUCAAUAAAAAGGCAAUUUACGAUGAUAUUUGUAAAUUAGGCGGUGAUUUGAUCCAUAAUUUGUUUGUGAAAAAGAUUUAA
Saccharomycopsis crataegensis is the source of this 3789-nucleotide messenger RNA. It is a transcript of the gene UTP22, whose product is annotated as rRNA-processing protein UTP22. Gene Ontology annotation, cellular component: small-subunit processome; CURI complex; UTP-C complex. NCBI's taxonomy places the organism in Eukaryota, Fungi, Ascomycota, Saccharomycetes, Ascoideales, Saccharomycopsidaceae. The coding region runs from base 1 to 3789 and encodes 1262 amino acids. Gene Ontology annotation, biological process: rRNA processing; tRNA export from nucleus. The record is from RefSeq and is a predicted model, not a curated record. The transcript has a single exon.